AUGGAAGAUUAUUUCGCAAAGGCUUUUGUCGCCAAUCAGAAUAAGCGUGCAAAUCUCGGUAACAGUCAGUCACGCCCAGUGUCUCCCCGGACGUCGCCUCCCCAAAGUCCUCCCAGAACGCCGCGGAGUGACCGCUCGGCCAGAGACUAUUUCGAGCCGCCAUCAAGUGCUGCGAAGCCUUCGAGACCACGAUCCCGUCCGCCUUCCUGGGAUGACAGUCACUUCAGAGAUAUCAAGCCUCUCACGUCGCUCCUUGGUGCAGCAACCUUGGGCACCUCGCUUGUCGCAAAGGCUAUUCCAACCUUGUCGAGAUCACCCACUUCCCAUUCGGGCGAGACACCAAGUAGCGGUUCUCAGAGCCAUCCUAGCAGCGGUCAACGAUCGAGGAAACCAUCUCCAAUCUCUGGAGAGCCAGCGCCAAUAUCUUACAACCUCUCCAAUACAAACUUAACUGCGAUUCGAGAUGAGGGGCCGUCGACGCGUACUACAACUUACACUGUUCAUGAGAACCGCGCGCUACCAUUGAGCGCAACAUAUGCACCGACGGUGACGCUCGAACCCCCCCGCCCGAGCGUACGAGCGGCAUCAUACUCACACUCGCACUCGCACUCGCACUCACAUUCCCCUGACCUGGCAAGACCACCUGUUUUGUACAGGGCACACUCGAGCACGUCAAGCCCGUCAAGCCAAGGAUUUCACCCACCGGUUCAUUUUCCUGUUCAUCAAGCCGCGUCGUCGGCUCCGAUAACCCCUGAUCCAGCUCCUUCUGUCCACCUGCCACCAAGGCCUACCUCACUUCCCACAUGUCCUCGUUCGAGACCCAUUGCAGGACUUCACGACUGGUACACGAUUCGUGAUCUGCCACAUCUCGACUUCUGCCCCACAUGCAUGGGUUUUCUUGGUGCAUCUCGCUUCCGGGACCACUUCAUCCCUAGCUUGCCUAAAGAUCCGAGGCAGCCAGUCGUAUGCGCAAUGAGUUUCUCCUGGCUUCGGGUCGCGUGGAUCCAAACCAUUAAACAAGACAGGAAGGAUCUCACUCUUGUCUGGCAGAUCAGCACUCCUCCUCCUCAGGAAACGCGGCCUUGUGCUGGAUCCAAAGCUGACCUGCGGCGAUGGUACCAUCUCACUGAUCCCAGGACCGCAAGACAGGUGGAAAACUUUGAUAUAUGCUCCGCUUGUGUCAGGAAUCUUGACUUGAUUUUCCCUAAACUCCAAUACCAUUUGUUUGAUCGGCCAGCCAAUAAGCCUAGCCAGGAGAAAGUGUGCAACAUGAACACCAGCAGUCGGCACUUUUUCCCCAUCAUACUUGAAUUGGAGAGACUGGCAGACCGGCGAGAGAAGGAGCAGCUCAGACAGAAGGAUAUUCAAGACUUUGUCGACUUUGUCCGUCGCAUUUCCCGUCACAGGGAGUGUGCCAAAGAUACAAUGCUGGCAACGCCAUCAUGGCAUUGCAUCCCUGACCUUCCAGAGCUGACAAUCUGUGAAGAGUGCUUUGAAGAAGUGGUCUGGCCUCUGAGGGACCGACCAAUAGCACGAGAUGUGUCCAAAACAUUGAAAAUUGUGCCCGCCUCACGACGGAGCCAGCUCGUGUCAGGGAUCAGUUGCCAACUCUACAGCGACCGCAUGAGGAAGAUCUUCUUUGAGGCUGUGAGCAGGAACGACUUUGAGGGUUUGAAGACCGCGGCAAAAUACAGGUACAGCAUGGAACACCGGCUGCAAGAAAUGCAUAAAUUGUACGAAAUGGAUCAAAAGGCCGGGAUUGACAGGCGGGCAGAAAUGGAAAAGAACAUUGCGAUUUGGAAAUCUAUCGAAUGA
Capronia epimyces CBS 606.96 is the source of this 1815-nucleotide messenger RNA. RefSeq lists its product as uncharacterized. The record is from RefSeq and is a predicted model, not a curated record. The transcript has a single exon. NCBI's taxonomy places the organism in Eukaryota, Fungi, Ascomycota, Eurotiomycetes, Chaetothyriales, Herpotrichiellaceae. Bases 1 to 1815 code for a protein of 604 amino acids.